GGGUGAGUCUGUGGCAUCGCAGUGGAGGACGGCGCCGUGCUAGGCGGGGGUCCCAGGGAAGCGGCUGCAGGGAUCUCUGCUGGGAGGGCUGGACCGCGGGGCUCACCGAGGGCAGAGGGUCUACUGCAGAGCCAGGCCCCCAGGAAGCUGCGGCAAGUACCGCGCCCGCCGAGCUCGCUCCCGCGCCCGCCCCAAGAUGGCGCCCCUCCCCCUCCCCCUGCGCGCGCCUCCGCCGCUCGGGGCGCGGCCCCGCGGCCCGCGCGCUCCUGGGCGGGGGAUGUUGUGAUGGAGAAGCAGCGGCAGAGCCCGAACCCCGCAGCCUGAGCCACCUCCGUCAUCUGGGCCCGGGGCCUCGCCGCGCAGGAGCUGCCAAGGCCAUGUCUGUUCCGUCGUCACUGAGCCAGUCGGCCAUUAAUGCCAACAGCCACGGAGGCCCUGCACUGAGCCUACCGCUGCCCCUGCACGCUGCCCACAACCAGCUGCUCAACGCCAAGCUGCAGGCCACAGCUGUGGUACCCAAAGAACUGCGAAGCGCCAUGGGGGAGGGUAGUGGGCCUGAGCCAGGCCCUGCCAAUGCCAAGUGGCUAAAAGAGGGCCAGAACCAGCUCCGUCGGGCCGCCACGGCCCACCGUGACCAGAAUCGCAAUGUGACCUUGACCUUGGCGGAGGAGGCCAGCCAGGAGCCUGAGAUGGCACCCUUGGGCCCCAAAGGCCUGAUACACCUGUACUCUGAGUUGGAGCUCUCAGCCCACAACGCGGCCAACCGAGGCCUACGAGGACCUGGCCUGAUCAUCAGCACCCAAGAGCAGGGGCCAGACGAGGGAGAGGAGAAGGCAGCAGGGGAGGCUGAGGAGGAAGAUGAUGAUGAUGAGGAGGAAGAGGAGGAGGAGGACUUGUCUUCUCCCCCAGGGCUGCCUGAGCCCCUGGAGAGUGUGGAGGCCCCUCCCGGGCCCCACGCCCUUACAGAUGGCCCCCGGGAACACAGCAAGAGUGCCAUUCUCCUGUUUGGCAUGCGAAACAGUGCGGCCAGUGACGAGGACUCAAGCUGGGCUACCUUAUCCCAGGGCAGUCCCUCCUAUGGCUCCCCAGAGGACACAGCCUCCCGCCUGGCAGAUUCCUUCUGGAACCCCAACGCCUUCGAGACGGAUUCCGACCUGCCGGCUGGAUGGAUGAGGGUCCAGGACACCUCAGGGACCUAUUACUGGCACAUCCCGACAGGGACCACCCAGUGGGAACCCCCCGGCCGGGCCUCCCCCUCACAGGGGAGCAGUCCCCAAGAGGAGUCCCAGCUCACCUGGACGGGUUUUACUCACGGAGAAGGCUUUGAGGAUGGAGAGUUUUGGAAGGAUGAACCCAGUGAUGAGGCCCCAAGGGAGCUGGGACUGAAGGAACCUGAAGAGGGGACAUUGACCUUCCCAGCUCAGAGCCUCAGCCCAGAGCCAUUGCCCCAAGAGGAGGAGAAGCUUCCCCCACGGAAUACCAACCCAGGGAUCAAGUGUUUCGCCGUGCGCUCCUUAGGCUGGGUAGAGAUGACCGAGGAGGAGCUGGCCCCUGGACGCAGCAGUGUGGCAGUCAACAAUUGCAUCCGUCAGCUCUCUUACCACAAAAACAACCUGCAUGACCCCAUGUCUGGGGGCUGGGGGGAAGGAAAGGAUCUGCUACUACAGCUGGAGGACGAGACGCUAAAGCUAGUGGAGCCACAGAGCCAGGCACUGCUGCACGCCCAGCCCAUCAUCAGCAUCCGCGUGUGGGGCGUCGGGCGGGACAGUGGAAGAGAGAGGGACUUUGCCUACGUAGCUCGUGAUAAGCUGACCCAGAUGCUCAAGUGCCACGUGUUCCGCUGUGAGGCACCCGCCAAGAACAUCGCCACAAGCCUGCAUGAGAUCUGCUCUAAGAUCAUGGCCGAACGGCGUAAUGCCCGCUGCUUGGUAAAUGGACUGUCCCUGGACCACUCUAAACUUGUGGAUGUCCCUUUCCAAGUGGAAUUCCCAGCGCCUAAGAAUGAGUUGGUCCAGAAGUUCCAAGUCUAUUACCUGGGGAAUGUACCUGUUGCUAAACCUGUUGGAUGGCCACAGCCCAGUGUGAAAAAAAGUUUUCCAGGAGUUACAAGGUGUUGUGUAAGAGUUAUGUCAAAGUUGUCCUCUCCCUGCCCUGCAGCAGGGAUGGCUACCUAGGUGGAGACCUGAAGGAUGACAAUCUGGAGUUUCUCAGUCCAGCAGGGAAAGGGCACUCGAGACAGAGGCUUUUCCUUCAGUUGCAGUCUGCGUCCCUCAAGGGCAUUCUCUUCUCUUGCUUUGCAUUCCCCAUCUGCCUUACAGGCCAUUUGCCAGGAUUAAUUGUUAAUAAUAAUGCUACACAAAUCAUUUGAAGCUCAGGGAGCAGUAAAAUAUGAGGCUUGACAGCUCCGGUGAGGCCAGUUUUUGGAAGACUUGCAUCCUUUUGGGAGCAGUUUGGCCAUGAUCCAGCCAGAAGAAAGAUGAGCAAGGCCAAGGUGGGAGAAGGCAUUCAAAGAAGUCCACUCUUUGUGGACUCUCUGCCCACAAAGAGUCCAUAUGGUCUGCUCCUAGUGGGAGCUGAGAGGCACUAAAAGGGGCAGAGGGUCUGGGAGUGGACCACAGAGGCAUGUGCCUUUUGCACUGGCAUUGCGCAGAGACAGUAGCUCACACAGCCAGCUUACGAGUGUGGGGACUAAAACUGAUGCCUUUGCCACACCAUGUGCUCCUGCCUUGGUGCUCUGCUGAGUGCAAGCAAAAGUGGAAUCCAUGAGGGGAAAUGUUUAUGGUUUGAGGUGGAGGAGACCAUGCGUUAUGAGAGAAAGUUGAUUGAUCUAAAAGUCAGGAACCUUAGGUUCCUUGGCCUUUGAGUAUGUUGUAGACAUUCUUGAGUAGAACUAAGAUCUUGAAAGCCCUUCUAGUUCUGAAAACUGGUAAUACAGAGAAGAGGUAGGAGAAAGGCAUGGCUAAGAACCCAGGCUCUGGAAUCAGAUUUCCUGAACUCAGGUCCCCAUUCCUCAAUGGGACCUAAGGCAUAUUACCUAU
Molecule: messenger RNA, 3038 nt
Organism: Sapajus apella (tufted capuchin)
Lineage: Eukaryota; Metazoa; Chordata; Mammalia; Primates; Cebidae
Gene: APBB1
Product: amyloid beta precursor protein binding family B member 1
Exons: 13
Coding region: 378-2174 (598 amino acids)
Biological process (GO): regulation of DNA-templated transcription
Cellular component (GO): nucleus; cytoplasm
Molecular function (GO): amyloid-beta binding; transcription factor binding
Source: RefSeq, a predicted model, not a curated record